Microstroma glucosiphilum is the source of this 668-nucleotide messenger RNA. RefSeq lists its product as hypothetical. The transcript has a single exon. The record is from RefSeq and is a predicted model, not a curated record. The coding region runs from base 348 to 566 and encodes 72 amino acids. NCBI's taxonomy places the organism in Eukaryota, Fungi, Basidiomycota, Exobasidiomycetes, Microstromatales, Microstromataceae.
GUCGCUUAUGUUGGAGCGCAGUCCUCGAGCACCUCCUCUGUCUCUGGUUCGGCCUCUACUGCUUCCUCUACGACAGCCUCAGGAAGUAGCUCUUCAAGCUCGUCGGUGACCCUGCAGCCCUUCAGUUUCAGCUUUAGCAGGUGAGUUCUGAGAUGCUGCCACAUGUAGCGAAUUCCGGUGCGGAUCCGCCUCGCUGACAGUGGUGUGCUCCUGAGCUGCUUCUCAUAUUCCUCGCUAGUAUCGAUCCAUAUGCCUCCACUACACCGCUCACAACUGUGACCACCGUCAUCAAUGGGACCUCGACGACUGAGACACUCAAUGUGACGAGUACUUCAAACUCAUCGACGAUGACUUCGCUAUCCAGCAGCAGUACAUCGUCGGUCAAUCUCUCCACUGUCAGCCUUGAUCUCAUCACCACACCUGUCUCAACUACCUCGGUAGCCUCGACUUUCUCUUCAAAUGCCGCGAUGCAACUGGCAUUUGGCAGCCAAGGGGCGCUCGACACUCUGGCUAUGGGCCUGAUAGCAUCUAUCGCCCUCAUGGUGGGAGGAAUAGCUCUGCUAUGACGGCAGCUCUGACAGACUCUGCAUCGCAGAUAGUUUUGGGAUCCGCAUGUGUUUGUAUUGCACCUCAUCUCCCUAUAGAGAAUCUUGAUUGCUACACUGGCG